AGAUUCCACUGCAAGCUUUGAGCACUGAAGAAGAAGAAGAAGCAAACGGCACAUUACUACAAGAUAAUAACUUUCUCUGUAAACUCCAUUAAAAAGGCUCUCUUUUCCUCUUCAGAUGGCCCGAAACAGGGAGGGUUUGAUUUUGGUGAUUGAUGUGGGGCCUUCAAUGCAUUCUGUUCUUCCUGAAAUUGAGAAGGUUUGCUCCGUGUUAGUGGGAAAGAAGUUGAUUUACAACAAGUAUGAUGAAGUAGGAGUUAUUUUAUUUGGGACAACAGAGACUGCGAACGAAUUGACAAAAGAAGUGGGUGGAUAUGAACAUGUGACGGUUCUGAGGAGUAUCAAAGUUGUUGAUGAUGACCUUGUUCAGGCUGUAGAACAGAUUCCUCGAGGAAGCGUUGAUGGUGAUUUUCUUGAUGCCGUAAUUGUUGGGAUGGAUAUGAUGAUUAAAAAGUAUGGGUUAACCAACAAAGGAAAGAAGCGCCUUUGCCUCAUCACAAAUGCCACAUGUCCGAUUAAAGAUCCAUACGAAGGAACAAAGGAAGAUCAAGUCAGCACCAUUGCAGCUCAGAUGAAAGCACAUGGCAUGAGAAUGGACUCUGUAAUUGUUAGAAUGAAACAAGAUUUGGAUGCAAAAAAAGGAAUUAUUGGUGAAAAUGAUUUUCUUUUGUCAGUAUUUUCAGAAAAAACUUCCUCAAAAGCAGUAUAUGUUGAAAGUGCAACUUCAUUGUUGGGUGCAAUAAGAACUCGUAAUAUAACUCCUGCCACUUUAUAUAGAGGUGAUUUUGAACUCAGCAACAAAUUGAAGAUCAAGGUAAUGGUCUAUAAGAAAACAGCUGAAGAGAGAUUUCCCACUCUGAAAAUGUAUUCAGAUAAAGCACCUCCAACUGAUAAGUUUGCUAAGCAUGAAAUCACAAUUAAUUAUGAAUAUAAAGUUGUUCAAGAUCCAACAAGAGAAGUGCCACCAGAACAAAGGAUUAAAGGAUACCGAUAUGGACCUCAAGUAGUUCCCAUAUCAUCUGCUGAAUGGGAGGCAGUGAAGUUCAAACCAGAGAAAGGUGUGAAGCUUCUAGGAUUCUCAGAUGCUUCGAAUAUAAUGCGGCACUACUAUAUGAAAGAUGCGAAUGUCUUCAUAGCUGACCCAGAAAAUUCGAAGGCCAUUCUUGCUGUCUCUGCAUUGGCAAGGGCAAUGAAGGAUAUGAACCGAGUAGCAAUUGUCCGCUGCGUAUGGAGACAAGGGCAGGGAAAUGUAACUAUAGGAGUCCUUACUCCUAAUGUGUCUGACAAAGGCAAUGUUCCUGAUUCAUUAUAUUUCAAUGCUCUUCCUUUCGCUGAGGAUGUGCGGGAGUUUCAAUAUCCAUCUUUCAGCAAUCUUCCAUCGUCAAUGCUCCCUACUGAACAGCAACAGGAGGCUGCAGAUAAUCUUGUCAAGAUGCUUGAUCUUGCACCGUCUGAUAGUCAGGAAGUAUUGCUGCCUGAGUUCACGCCUAAUCCUGUAUUACAGCGGUUUUAUCACUAUCUUGAGUUGAAGUCAAAGCACCAUGAUGCUGCUGUCCCUCCACUCGAUGAAAUGCUUAGGAGGAUAACAGAUCCCGAUCCUGAACUUCUUUCUCGAAACAAGACCGUCGUUGAUGAAUUCAGAAGGUGUUUUGAACUGAAAGACAACCCAAAGAUGAAGAAAUCAAGAAGAAGAUUGAUAAGAGAAAAACCAACUGGAUCAGAUGAGGAAGGAGAAGAUUUGGGCAAAACCGCUGAAGCCAAACGGCCCAAACCUAUUGACUUCAUAGAACAUGCAUCUAAAGUUAAACCUGAAAAAAUUGGAAACAUAAAUCCUGUUCAAGAUUUUGAAGACAUGAUAUCUCGCAGAGAUAGCCCAGAGUGGGUUAAUAAGGCUAUUCAGGAAAUGAAGAAUAAGAUCUUUUAUCUAGUGGAGAGCUCUCAUGAAGGGGAUACAUAUCAGAAAGCAUUGGAAUGCUUAGUGGCUCUCCGCAAUGGUUGCAUUGUUGAACAGGAACCAAAACAGUUCAAUGAUUUGCUACAUAAUCUUUAUGCAUCCUGCAAAGAAAAAGAUCUCGGAAGCUUCUGUAAGCAACUCGAAUCUCAUGGAAUCACCUUGAUAACCAAGACAGAAGCCCCCGACAGCGAUAUUUUGGAGAGCGAGGCCAGAAGCUUUAUGACUAGUUCAGAGCUGAAAGCAGAAACUGCUAUGAAGGAGCCCAAAGAGGAGCAAGAUAUCAUGAGUAUAUACUUGGGUGGAAAAUAGGGUCAUCUAUCUAGGAACCUCUCCAUAGGAUUUUUGCUUGUACUCUCUUGGCUCUCAAGAUCUGUAAAGUAGUACUAACUAGUUUUUGGCAAGAACAGUUUUUUGUCUAAAAUUUCCAAGUUUCUUUAACCAGUGGUUCUAUUAAUUCCUUUUGAACCAUUGUUUACUUAAACUUUUCAUUUCACCAGAAAAAUGGAGAAUUUCUGUAGUUAUUAAACACACUAGACAAACAUUGUAUGCACAAUAGCCAAUCAAGUGGAGAUUACUGAUGAAAUGAUGAAAAGAAUCAAUCCCA
Molecule: messenger RNA, 2555 nt
Organism: Ipomoea triloba (trilobed morning glory)
Lineage: Eukaryota; Viridiplantae; Streptophyta; Magnoliopsida; Solanales; Convolvulaceae
Product: ATP-dependent DNA helicase 2 subunit KU80
Exons: 12
Coding region: 116-2260 (714 amino acids)
Biological process (GO): DNA recombination; telomere maintenance; cellular response to X-ray
Cellular component (GO): Ku70:Ku80 complex; nucleus
Molecular function (GO): double-stranded DNA binding; damaged DNA binding; telomeric repeat DNA binding
Source: RefSeq, a predicted model, not a curated record